Molecule: messenger RNA, 1436 nt
Organism: Nylanderia fulva
Lineage: Eukaryota; Metazoa; Arthropoda; Insecta; Hymenoptera; Formicidae
Source: RefSeq, a predicted model, not a curated record
CAUGCAACUAAAUUCUAAGAAAUUUUCUGCGUUCUUAUCGCAGACCUAAUUUCAUUACCACCGCAUAGUCUUACCGAAAGGAAUGAAAACACUUGGCGCUAUUUAAGGACCUAAAAUCUCCGAGCAUCUUGAAGACACCAGGAAAAAAACGAUAUCUCCGAAUGGCGAAAAAUGAUGAAAAAAUCGAGUCAUCCAAGUUUUCGAAUCACAUUUACAAAUCCCAAAUCUACACCCACUAUUCGCGUGUCGCACGUGCGUGUCGUCCGCGAAUCACGCGACUAGCGAAAGCGUAUAUAUGCAGAGAUGGAGAGAGAGUGUAAGUCGCGUAUAAAGAUCGCGGCGAAGCCAACCUCGCGGCGUAUCCUCGUGGAAUCGGCGAAGCUAUUGAUUCCUCGCUGCGACACUGGUCGUCCAAAGUCAUCGAUCGCCCCUUAAAUCUUCGCGUGGGCGAGAAAUCUGUCGAGGGGGUUUGUUCGCGAUCGUCCGCGGUGCGGAUCGCCUUGGUAACCGGCUGUGCAAACACUACGUCGACGAGCAUCGUCGGGAAAGCCGUGUUCACCAGUCACCGACAGCUCAUCCCUAUGGAUGGUGUUACCCUGAUGCGACGACGAUCGCGAUUGUCCGAUCGAAAUGAUCGGUAUAGUAUCUGUUCGGUAUCGUCCGGCAUGUAGAAGCUGACGACGACGACGGAAGUGCGAUUCUAUCGGGAACAAGUGCUUUAAAUCGCAGCAUGAACGUAAGAAAUUCUUGGAUCCUUCAUUUGUUGAUCAUCCUCGCCCUCUUGCAAAAAGGAUGGGCCAUCGACUGCUUCAAGUGCGUCUCGAUCGAUGGCGACAACAAACCUUGCGAUGACCCAUUUCACAACAAUGGCAGCCUCUCUUUCUUAGAGUCGCCCUGUCUCGGGGGUCGAAAAGGCCGGGAUGGCCUCUUUCCCGCGACAGCCUGCAUCAAGAUCGCCGGCAUAUACGAUGAAUCCGGUGUAUCUCUCAUGGUGAGGACCUGCGCGUUAGACAGCGGAACUUUGACGACCGACUCCGAGAUUAUCAGAAUGUCCCACUGCGGUGGUUUUUACUUUGACGACAAAUACGUUCGCGGAUGUGUGCAAUCUUGCAGCGAUGCAGAUGCAUGCAACGGAUCGUCGAAGAAUUUUGCACCACUGGUUGCCUUAAUGUUGCCGAUCCUCGCGAUAUUCGUGUAAUUUACAUCGUUCUAUCUUGCAGAAAUAAAAAAUUCGCGAAUACGAGUCAUCAUGUCAGGAACGGAACAGUUCGGACGUAAGAAAAUAUGGCUUUAAAAGAUUACGGCAGCAAACGUUGUAGUAAUUAUAUCAAUGUACGAUCAUAAUUAAUAUAAUGAUCUUUCAUUAAGUCUUACGAUACACAAAACAGAUACAUGUCCCAGCAAACACAAUAUAUAAAUGUUAUAUACUUAAGCAU